GCCAAUUAGAGUUUAAAACAUUAUGCGCGCUCCUGGUCGAAACGGAGAAGACUGAGUGAAGUGAAAAAGCGCAAAUAUUUAUCUGUCUGUAAAUUAGUACAUCGUUGAGCAAUAAAUAGCUACACAAUGUCUGAAGAAAAGCCAAAGGAAGGAGUGAAAACUGAAAACGAUCACAUCAACCUAAAGGUUGCAGGUCAAGAUGGGUCAGUAGUCCAGUUCAAAAUUAAAAGGCACACUCCGCUCAGCAAGCUGAUGAAGGCGUAUUGUGAAAGACAGGGUUUGUCAAUUAGACAGAUAAGGUUUAGGUUUGACGGACAGCCGAUUAACGAGACUGACACACCUGCACAGCUUGAGAUGGAAGACGAGGAUACUAUUGAUGUAUUUCAACAACAGACUGGUGGCUCCUCCCACUCGGAGGCUCCUCCCACUCUGAGGCUCCUCCCACUGAGGCUCCUCCCACUCUGGGGCUCAUCUUAAAGGUGUACAGACCCCUCUCCUCCUCUCUGAGAACAGAUACACUUGAAGAGCAGCAUCACUCAAAACAUUUUUUAUUUUCAAUAAUCAUUUAGCGUUAUAAAUAUAUUUUGUUUGAUUGAUCCACUUUCCCCCCCAAGCCCUACAUGUUGUGAGGGGAGGCAGGGAUCUGUUUACAAUGGAAAACCAUGGCGUUAAGAAAGACAGGACUUAAGUGGGUUACAUUCACAUUCUCUACUCACUCGUUCAAUCCCCCUUCAUUCAUUGGUGCAGCAUGACUGAAGGGAGGUUCCACCACUGCCAUACUCCUCACACCAUUCCAUUUAAAUGCAUGAGGUUGAGUGAACGAGUGCAGGGUAGUGAAUUGGGACGUAGCCAUGAUCACAAGCUGGAUUUCAUGCCACCGAACCAUUUCUUGUUUAUAUGAACUAGAACUGUUUUGAGAAUAUGUAUUUGUUUCACACACAGGGGGACCAACUGUCCUUCAGAUUCUGACCCUAAUGGCACCCUAUUCCCUUUAAAGUGCACUACUUUUUGACCGAAAGUCGUGCACUAUAUAGUGAAUAGGAUGCCAUUUGGGAUGUUCCUCAAUCUACCACAGGUUGAGGUAACACAAGGUCCACUGAUCCUUCUGUUUCUCUAGUGACUUGUAUAUUAUUUUUGUUUUUUUUAUUUUAUUUUUUACAUUUUGCUAAAUAUAUGGGCCAAAUGAUCAAUUUUCUCAUUUCACCCUGUAUGGCCAUACGAUUGAAUAGUGCAUGGCUGUGUCUAGACUAAAUGCAAAAUGAACAGAAUUGUGAACAGAAAUGUCUCGGUGAUAUGAUUGAAAAGGGUAAAGUUUUAAGGUCUAUUUUUAACGUCACUUGAAGAAAGGAUUCAACUUACCUUUUCAGAUGGCUUUCUGUUUAUCCCCCUCUCCACACAGACGGAAGGGGAGUAGUUGAGCCGUACUUGGUGGAUUUCUCCAGAAUUUUACCCAUCCCACUGCAUCACUGAUAUUUUAUGACAA
Molecule: messenger RNA, 1483 nt
Organism: Oncorhynchus tshawytscha (Chinook salmon)
Lineage: Eukaryota; Metazoa; Chordata; Actinopteri; Salmoniformes; Salmonidae
Product: small ubiquitin-related modifier 3
Exons: 4
Coding region: 127-477 (116 amino acids)
Biological process (GO): protein sumoylation
Cellular component (GO): nucleus
Molecular function (GO): protein tag activity; ubiquitin-like protein ligase binding
Source: RefSeq, a predicted model, not a curated record